Molecule: messenger RNA, 2124 nt
Organism: Phacochoerus africanus (Common warthog)
Lineage: Eukaryota; Metazoa; Chordata; Mammalia; Artiodactyla; Suidae
Gene: SMAD2
Product: SMAD family member 2
Exons: 11
Coding region: 268-1671 (467 amino acids)
Biological process (GO): anatomical structure morphogenesis; SMAD protein signal transduction; regulation of transcription by RNA polymerase II
Cellular component (GO): heteromeric SMAD protein complex
Molecular function (GO): I-SMAD binding; DNA-binding transcription factor activity, RNA polymerase II-specific; RNA polymerase II cis-regulatory region sequence-specific DNA binding
Source: RefSeq, a predicted model, not a curated record
GGCCCGCGCCCCCUCCCCGCGCGCCGGGGCUGCAGGCCGGGCUCCGGCUGGGGGGCGGGGCGGGAGGCCGGGUGGCCGCGAGAGUGUUUUCAGUUCCGCCUCCAAUCGCCCAUUCCCCUUUCCCCUCCCAGACCCUCAUCCCAUUCGGAAGAGGAAGGAACAAAAGGUCCCGGACCCCCGGCUCUGACGGGGCGGGACCCGGAGCUCGGUCCAGGUUAGAUUAAGGAGGAUAUUUUCUUAGUGUGGACCGCUGCCUUUGGUAAGAACAUGUCGUCCAUCUUGCCAUUCACUCCGCCAGUUGUGAAGAGACUGCUGGGAUGGAAGAAGUCAGCUGGUGGAUCUGGAGGAGCAGGUGGAGGAGAGCAGAAUGGACAGGAAGAGAAGUGGUGUGAGAAAGCAGUUAAAAGUUUGGUGAAGAAGCUAAAGAAAACAGGACGAUUAGAUGAGCUUGAGAAAGCCAUCACCACUCAAAAUUGUAAUACUAAAUGUGUUACCAUACCAAGCACUUGCUCUGAAAUUUGGGGACUGAGUACACCAAAUACGAUAGAUCAGUGGGAUACAACAGGCCUUUACAGCUUCUCUGAACAAACCAGGUCCCUUGAUGGUCGUCUUCAGGUAUCUCAUCGAAAAGGACUGCCACACGUAAUCUAUUGUCGAUUAUGGCGCUGGCCUGAUCUUCACAGUCAUCAUGAACUCAAAGCAAUUGAAAACUGCGAAUAUGCUUUUAAUCUUAAAAAGGAUGAAGUAUGUGUAAACCCUUACCACUACCAGAGAGUUGAGACACCAGUUUUGCCUCCAGUAUUAGUGCCACGGCAUACUGAGAUCUUAACAGAACUACCACCUCUGGAUGAUUAUACCCACUCCAUUCCAGAAAACACUAAUUUCCCAGCGGGAAUUGAGCCACAGAGUAAUUAUAUCCCAGAAACGCCACCUCCUGGAUAUAUCAGUGAAGAUGGAGAAACAAGUGAUCAACAGUUAAACCAAAGUAUGGACACAGGAUCGCCAGCAGAACUAUCGCCUACUACUCUUUCCCCUGUUAAUCAUAGUUUGGAUUUGCAGCCAGUUACUUACUCAGAACCUGCAUUUUGGUGUUCAAUAGCAUAUUAUGAAUUAAACCAGAGGGUUGGGGAGACCUUCCAUGCAUCACAGCCCUCGCUCACCGUAGACGGCUUCACAGAUCCGUCCAAUUCAGAGAGGUUCUGCCUAGGUUUACUCUCCAACGUCAACAGAAAUGCUACAGUAGAAAUGACAAGAAGACAUAUAGGAAGAGGAGUGCGCUUAUAUUACAUAGGCGGUGAAGUUUUUGCUGAGUGCCUAAGUGACAGUGCAAUCUUUGUGCAGAGCCCCAACUGUAACCAGAGGUACGGCUGGCACCCUGCAACAGUGUGUAAAAUCCCACCAGGCUGUAAUCUGAAGAUCUUCAAUAACCAGGAAUUUGCUGCUCUUCUGGCUCAGUCCGUUAAUCAGGGUUUUGAAGCCGUGUAUCAGCUAACUAGAAUGUGCACCAUAAGAAUGAGUUUUGUGAAAGGCUGGGGAGCAGAAUACCGAAGGCAGACAGUAACAAGCACUCCUUGCUGGAUUGAACUUCAUCUGAAUGGACCUCUACAGUGGUUGGACAAAGUAUUAACUCAGAUGGGAUCCCCUUCAGUGCGUUGCUCAAGCAUGUCAUAAAAGCCUCGUCACCAAUCAAGUCCCAUCAAAAGACUUAAUGUACCAACUCUUCUGUCAUAGUAUUUGUGUGUGGUCCCCGUGGACUGUUUAUGUUUACUGUCCAAAACUUCAAGAGAGAAAACAGCACUUGAGGUCUCAUCAAUUAAAGCACCUUGUGGAAUCGGUUUCCUAUGUUCAGAUAUUAGGUGGGAAAAUUAGUGUCUAGAAAUACCCUCCCAUAAAGGAGGAAGAGAAGAUUUUAAAGACUUACUGAUGUCUUGUUGGGCAUAAAACUGGGUGUCCCGAAGGUUUAUUAAUAACAGUAGUAGUUAUGUGUACAGGUAAUGUAUCAAGAUCCAGUAUCACAGUAUUGUGCUGUUUAUACAUUUUUAGUUUGCAUAAAUUAGGUGUGUGUGCUGCUUCUUGAUUUAGGUAAGCCUUUAUAAAGUUACAGUACCUAAUCUGUUAUUCCCA